Messenger RNA from Uranotaenia lowii, 2640 nucleotides. RefSeq names its product NADP-dependent malic enzyme-like. Lineage: Eukaryota; Metazoa; Arthropoda; Insecta; Diptera; Culicidae. Gene Ontology annotation, molecular function: malate dehydrogenase (decarboxylating) (NADP+) activity; malate dehydrogenase (decarboxylating) (NAD+) activity; NAD binding. Bases 1 to 1974 code for a protein of 657 amino acids. The transcript is spliced from 4 exons. Gene Ontology annotation, biological process: pyruvate metabolic process; malate metabolic process. The record is from RefSeq and is a predicted model, not a curated record. Gene Ontology annotation, cellular component: mitochondrion.
AUGGCCAAAGAGGUGCUGCGUAUUCCAGUACACUUCGUAUCACAUGUUACAUUACCACUGCAAUCCCUAGACCUAUGUAUAAUACGUGUUUUUAUUUUGCCUCAUUCCAGCCUUAACGGGGCCACCAAUGCGCUGAAAACAAUUUCGGCGGCCGGUGCUGGUGCCGCAACGUCCUCGCCGAAAAAAACCCUGCUGAAGGCAGUUACGGCUGCAACGGCCACCCAAACCCGUGAAUACCAUGAGGUUACCGGUGAUAUCAUCUCGCCGUCGAUGGUGAUGGGCAUCGAUCAUUUGCGUGAUCCGCGCCUGAACAAAGGUCUAGCCUUCACGCUCGAAGAACGGCAGAUCCUGGGCAUCCACGGGCUGCAGCCGGCCCGGUUCAAAACCCAAGAGGAGCAGCUGGAGCUGUGUCGAAUUUCGAUCUCUCGCUACCAGGAAGAUCUCAACAAGUACCUGUACCUGGUGGAUCUUCAGGAUCGCAACGAAAAGUUGUUCUUCCGACUGAUCUCCGAGGAUGUCGAGAAGAUGAUGCCAAUUGUGUACACCCCGACAGUGGGUCUGGCCUGCCAGAAGUUUGGACUGAUCUACCGUCGGCCUCGUGGCUUGUUCGUGACGAUCAACGAUCGUGGAUAUGUAUAUGAGGUGCUGCGGAAUUGGCCAGAGUCAGAUGUGCGAGCCAUUGUCGUCACUGAUGGUGAGCGUAUCCUGGGUCUCGGAGAUCUAGGUGCCUGCGGGAUGGGAAUUCCCGUCGGUAAGCUUGCCCUCUACACUGCCCUGGCUGGAAUUCCGCCACAUCAAUGUCUACCGAUCGUUAUCGACGUCGGAACAAAUAACCAGGCUCUGCUGGAAGAUCCACUGUACGUGGGGCUGCGACAUAAGCGAGUCACCGGCAAGGAGUACGACGACUUCAUUGACGAGUUCAUGGAAGCGGUAGUCAAGCGGUAUGGCCAGAAUACGCUUAUCCAAUUCGAGGACUUUGGUAAUCAUAAUGCGUUCCGUUUCUUGGACAAAUAUCGGGAUACGUAUUGCACCUUCAACGAUGACAUCCAAGGUACGGCUUCGGUGGCAGUAGCCGGACUACUCGCCUCCAAGCGAAUUACUGGCAAAAAGAUCUCGGAGAAUACGUUCCUAUUCUUGGGAGCCGGAGAAGCUGCUAUUGGUAUUGCUGAUCUGGUGGUACGGGCUAUGCAGAACGAGGGUUGUUCCCUGCAGGAAGCCCGUGACAAGAUCUGGCUAUUCGAUAUCGAUGGUUUACUGGCCAAAGGUCGUCCAGAAGGAAGACUCGGAGGUCACAAGGCGUUCUACGCCAAGGAUCACAAAGUGAUGAAAAACUUUGCCGAAGUUGUCCACGAAGUAAAACCAACGGUCCUGAUCGGAGCUUCGGCUGCCGGUGGUGCUUUCACGCCGGAAAUCUUGCAGGCCAUGGGCAAAAAUAACGAACGUCCGAUUAUUUUCGCUCUUUCGAAUCCUACAUCCAAGGCCGAGUGUACGGCUCAAGCUGCAUUCGACAACACAGAGGGGCGCUGCAUAUUCGCGUCGGGAUCGCCAUUCCCGCCAGUUCAGUACGGUGGCAAGACCUACUGCACCGGUCAGGGAAAUAACGCCUACAUCUUCCCCGGCAUCGCUCUUGGAGUCAUCGUUACUGGAACGCACCAUAUCCCGGAAGAUAUGUUCCUCAUCGCUGCCCAGGCUGUGGCCGAUCACGUUGCACAGGAAGAUCUGGACAAGGGUUCUCUGUACCCGCCGCUCGGAGCCAUCCAGGAUUGUUCCCUCGAGAUUGCCGUCGGCGUUACCAAAUACGCUUACGAGAAAGGAUUGGCCUCAACUUACCCCGAACCCCAGGAUAAGAUAAGCUACAUCAAGUCUCAUUUGUACAACUUCAAUUAUGAGAGCGCAAUGCCCAUCACCUGGAAAUGGCCGCCACAACUUGACGUCAAGGAUGGCGAGAUCGUGCCCACUAAAUUGCAAGCCUAGAAACUUUACCACUCUGGUUCUCACUAAAUUAUCCAGUAUUUAGCCGUACUUUUGCUCAGCACUCAUUUCCCUCCAUCUCAUUUUCUGUUCCACUGGUUAAGCACAAAAAGUGGCCUCACAGUCCCAUUGGCAUUUUAGUUGUUCAUUUAGGUAUUUUAAAUUGCUUGAACCUAUACUAAACGAACAGAAAGUUCGAUUAAACCUUUUAUAAAAAAAUACAAUUUGGUUUAUGAUUUCCUAUGAUUUGUGAUAUGAGUUUCCACUGUGUCUACCAAUGAUUUUAAUUUCGAAUAAAACGAAAGUGUGUCAAAAAUAUAUUACUUGGUAAAUACCUUGCGAUGCAGUUUUUUAUCUCAGACACAAAUAAAUCAAUGAUUUGCUUUAAUUACAUCGAUUAUCCUGGUAAACUUAAGUUAACAGCUCCUUGAACCAGAUCCGUUAGCACAGCAGUAGUUGUAACAGCAAGAAAUAAACUAAACAAGUAAUAAUUUAUUAUUUUAGAAUCUAAUCAACCCAUCGAAAUGUUCCUUGUGAAUCGGUUUGUUCCCAUCAUGCGAGUUGAAAAAUUAAUUUAGAAAUAACUACCAUCCAUCUUUAAGAAGCCAAUGUAACCGCAAUUCGAUCAUCAAUGUUAUGAGAAUACACUGUGACUGUUUGUUGAGACGA